AUGGAGCCACCGGGUCGCGUGGAAUUCUCAAAUUCCUCCGGCGGCUGGCUGGAUUGCUCGGCCUCGGGCAGCCCGCAGCCAACGAUCGACUGGGUGCAUGCAGAUGGCACGGCCGUGACGGAGAUUCACGGCGUGCGGCGAGUCCUGCGCAAUGGCACGCUCGUCCUGAUGCCGUUCGCAGCGGCUGCCUAUCAUCAGGACGUGCACAAUACGAUCUAUCGUUGCAUUGCCAGCAACUCGGUGGGUCGCAUUGUCUCGCGCGAUGUGCAAGUGCGGGCGGUUGUGGCCCAAGCGUACAAAGUUGAUGUCGAGGUAUUAUCAGCAUCGCGAGGCUGCACCGCCAUUUUGCGCUGCGUGGUGCCGACGUUUGUCAAGGAAUUGGUGCGAGUGGUCUCGUGGGUUCAUGAACCCGCUAUCUACAUCUAUCCAUCGUUGCAAGGCGAUGGAAAAUUCCAUUUGCUGCCCACCGGCGAGCUGCUCAUCCACAACUUGCAGGAAACCGAUGAGUCGCAGUCCUUCCGAUGCCGCAGCAUGCAUCGCCUGACCCGUCAGGUCGUUGUCAGCUCACCCACACGACUGAGAAUCAACUCACAUCGCGGCAUCAUCUCGCCGAGCGUUGUGGAGCACACAGCCCAUGUGCAGGUAUCGCAGGACGAGGGGGCAGUGUUGUUGUGCGUGGCACAGGGCUGUCCUUCGCCUGAAUAUAGCUGGUACACCCAAAACGGUCCCGGUCCUCUGCCCGUUCUGAGCGGUCCACGUGUGCGUCUGCUCGGACCCAUUCUAGCCAUUGAGGCCGUCACUGGUGAGGAUUCAGGCGUCUACAAAUGUACGGCCAGCAAUGUGGGUGGCGAGGCCAGCGCCGAAUUGCGCCUCACUGUGGCCACACCCAUACAGGUGGAGAUCUCGCCGAAUGUAUUGAGCGUCCAUAUGGGGGGACAGGCGGAGUUUCGCUGCCAGGUCACUAGUAAUGGCAGCCCAGUGGGCAUGCAGAACAUACUUUGGUACAAGGACGGACGUCAGCUGCCCUCGUCCGGGCGCAUUGAAGAUACAUUGGUGGUGCCACGUGUCAGUCGUGAGAAUCGGGGCAUGUAUCAGUGUGUGGUGCGACGACCUGAGGGCGAUACAUUUCAGGCCACAGCGGAACUGCAAUUGGGAGAUGCGCCGCCGGUGCUGCUCUAUAGCUUCAUCGAGCAGACACUGCAGCCAGGGCCAGCUGUGAGCUUAAAAUGCUCAGCAGCCGGCAAUCCAACGCCACAAAUUUCAUGGACAUUGGACGGAUUUCCGCUACCAUCAAACGGAAGAUUUAUGAUCGGACAAUAUAUCACGGUGCAUGGCGAUGUAAUUAGUCAUGUUAACAUCAGCCAUGUCAUGGUCGAGGAUGGUGGCGAGUACGCCUGCAUAGCCGAGAACCGUGCUGGAAGAGUUCAACACGAGGCCCGCUUGAAUAUUUAUGGUCUACCCUAUAUACGGCUCAUACCAAAGGUGACCGCUGUGUCCGGCGAGACGCUAAAUCUGAAAUGUCCCGUUGCUGGCUACCCCAUCGAGGAGAUACACUGGGAGCGGGGCGGGCGGGAACUGCCGGAUGAUAUACGGCAGCGAGUACAACCGGACGGAUCGCUGACCAUUAGUCCGGUACAGAAGCACACGGAUUCGGGCGUAUAUACAUGCUGGGCCCGCAACAAACAGGGUCACAGUGCGAGACGGAGUGGAGAGGUUACGGUCAUAGUGCCACCGAAGCUUAGUCCCUUCCAAACAUCCAUCUUGCAACUGAACAUGGGCGAUCGGGCCUCGUUGACCUGUUCCGUGGUGAAGGGCGACUUGCCGCUCACGAUCAACUGGCGCAAGGAUAAUCGGCCGAUUGACGCCACACAGCAUAUGUCCGUGAAACAGGUGGACCAAUACAAUAGCAUACUGGUCAUUGAGAAUCUGGGGAGUGAUCAUACGGGCAAUUAUUCGUGUGUGGUGCGCAAUUCGGCGGCCGAGGUGGAGAACUCGCAAGCACUGCUGGUCAAUGUGCCGCCGCGUUGGAUUGUGGAGCCCGCCGAUGCGAAUGUGGAACGUAAUCGCCAUAUAAUGCUGCAUUGCCAGGCACAGGGCGUGCCCACGCCCAGUAUUGUCUGGAAGAAGGCGACAGGCAGUAAAUCUGGCGAGUACGAGGAAGUGCGUGAGCGUCCCUUUACGAAAUUAUUGGGCAACGGCUCCCUACUGCUGCAGCACGUAAAGGAGGAUCGCGAGGGAUUCUAUUUGUGUCAGGCGAACAAUGGCAUCGGUACUGGGAUUGGAAAGGUCAUUCAGCUGAAAGUUAAUUCCUCGCCAUACUUUUCAUCCACAUCGAGGUCGGUGACGGUUAAAAAGGGCGACACGGCUCUGCUGCAAUGCGCCGUCAGCGGUGACAAGCCGAUUAACAUUGUGUGGAUGCGUUCAGGCAAGAACACAUUGAAUCCUUCCACAAAUUACAAAAUCUCUGUUAAGCAGGAGGCCACGCCCGAUGGUGUCUCGGCGGAGCUGCAAAUCCGUUCCGUGGAUGCCAGCGAUAGUGGGCCGUACUUUUGUCGAGCCAGCAACUUGUAUGGCAACGAUCAGCAGUUGGUGCAGUUGCAAGUCCAAGAGCCGCCACAGCCGCCGAAUGUCCUCGAAGCAGCCAUGAUAUCCAGUCGUUCGGUCAACCUCAAGUGGCAGCCAAAACCGCUUAACACAGGCGAUGUCUCCAAAUAUAUUGUGGAGUAUCGUGAAGCGGAUCCAGCCCUUUUCAUCGAGCAGUGGCAACAUUUGGAAAUCAAGGACCCGCCCACCUACAACGCUCUCAUCGAGAACCUGAAACCGGCUACCCGUUACGCCUUUCGUGUCAUAGCCGAAGGCACUGCCGGACGUAGCGCUCCCAGUCAGGAGCUUAUAGUUCGAACCGAACCCCAGCGCCCAGCUGGUCCGCCUCUAAAUCUCUCUGCCCGUCCUUUGAGCUCCACCGAGCUGCUCAUUAGCUGGGUAGCGCCGCUGCCCGAGCUCCGCCACGGCGACAUUCAGGGCUAUAAUGUGGGCUAUAAGCUGGCUAGCGCCGGCAAUACUGCCUAUAACUUCACCUCAGUAGCUGGUGAUGGCGAGGGGGGCACUGGGGAGCUGCUCCUGAGUGGACUGCAAAAAUUCGCACGCUACAAUGUCGUUGUGCAGGCCUUCAAUCAGGUGGGACCAGGACCGCUUACCGAACCCACAUCUGCUCAGACAAUGGAGGACGUUCCCAGUCGCCCACCGGAAGAUGUUCGUUGUGCCGCCUUGACCUCCCAGUCCCUGCAAGUUUCCUGGCAACCACCUCCCAUUUAUCACACCAAUGGCCUGCUGCAAGGAUAUAAGCUCAUCUUCGAACCCAUCAUAGACGAUUUGCUCCUCAGCAAGGACGAGGUAGAGUCGAGGAAAACGACUGCCCUGACUACUGUACUCACCGGCCUUCGAAAAUACACCAACUACAGCAUUCAGGUGUUGUCCCACACACGCAUGGGCGAUGGCGUGCUCUCCAAUCCGCUCUUCUGCCACACCGAGGAGGAUGUGCCUGAAGCACCUGCUGAUAUCAAAGUCGUGGUUAGUUCCCCACAAUCGCUCUACAUUUCGUGGCUGGCACCAACGGAACCUAACGGGGUGAUAACGAAAUACAGUCUCUACACACGUGUUGUGAAUGGACGCGAGGAGCUGAAUAAUGAGAAGCGCAGCCUUCCCUCCCAGCAAGCCUACUACGAAGCCAAGAACUUGCAUCCCCAUAUGGAGUACCAGUUCUGGGUGACAGCCUCAACCCGAGUGGGCGAGGGCAAGAGCUCUAGGGUUGUGUCCCAAAUCACCACUAAUCGUGUGCCCGCACGCAUCAUAUCCUUUGGUGGCCCAGUGGUGCGUCCGUGGCGGUCCACCGUCACCCUACCCUGCACCGCGGUCGGCAAGCCAAAGCGCGAGUGGUACAAGGCCGAUAUGAUAUUGCGUCAGGGAGGUGUCCACAACACCCAGUUGCUCGAAUCGGGCGAUCUCAUUAUCUCCAGUCUCCAAGUGACAGAUAGCGGCAACUAUAGCUGCCAGGUGGACAAUGGCAUCGGCACGGAUCGGCUCACGCACAUGCUGCUGGUACAGGUACCGCCCUCUGCCCCAGUCCUCUAUGUGACUAGCGCCACGUCGGGCAGCAUACUGAUGCAUUGGAAGUGCGGCUUCACCGGCAAUGCACCCAUCACCGGGUACACCCUCUACUACCGGCGAUCCACUGGCAACACAGACGAGAUGCAACUCUCACGCCACGCCUCCAGUCACGAGCUAAAGGGUCUGGUCUGCGGCAGCACCUAUCAAAUCCAUUUGACUGCCCACAAUAAGGUGGGAACCUCGCCACCCAGUACUACUCUCCAUGUUCGCACACAGGGCCAGGCACCAGGCAUGCCAGCUACGACCAGUCUACUGGCUCCCAAUUCGACCUCGGUCCUCAUUCGACUCCACACCUGGCCAGACAAUGGCUGUGCGCUACUGUUCUUUGUGCUGCAAUAUCGAGCUAUAACCGAUGAUGGCGACCAUGAGUGGAUUUUGGUUUCGAAUGCGUUGAAGCCUCAACGUCGCGUUACUAUCCCUAAUCUACAGCCCUCAACGCUCUAUCAGCUACGAAUGGAGGCCCACAAUGUGGCAGGCGUCUCGAAGGCGGAAUUCACGUUUGUGACGCUGACCAAAGACGGGGAUCCACCACCACCAGAGAUUGUGCAACGGGGCCAGAGGGGACCAAGUGUGUUCUAUGGAAACAUCAAUCUGCUGAUACCGACCAUAGCAGCGGUCUCGGGCAUGGUCUGCACCAUUGUGCUGGUUAUUCUGUGCUGGAGAUAUACCGUCCACCUCUCUGCUGCAGAACAAAGCAAUCACAUACAAAAGGAGUCGCUUGAGAAUCGCGCCAAUUCCGAGGCGGCGCAGCGGGAACGCUAUUAUGCCACCAUUCACAAGGUUGCCAUGCAGAACAAUGAAAAAAUACCGGAAACCUCCGAGGAUAUAUCGCCGUAUGCCACCUUCCAAUUGUCGGAGGCGGGCAACAUGUCGCAGCAACACCAUGGGGGACCGGCCAAUACGUUGCUGCAUUCGUUUAUGUACCACGAGCGAGCCCUGGCCGAGGGCUGCUCGUCGCCACCACCAGCUGCGUCCAAGAACCGGCGACGCCACUCACGCAAGACCGAGCCGGAAAGCGAGGAAUCCGAGUCGGAUCAGGAUCAACUAACUUCCAGUCGUACAGAGUCUUCCAAUCAGCACGAGGGAAAAAUCAAGCACAGUAUCAUCUACCAUGGAGCACAAUCAAGCACAUCCUCCGAUCUGUCACCAAUGUCCGAACAAAAAUCAUUGCCACGUCGCGGUCGCUCCAGGUAUCAUCAUCAGCAAUAUCAGUUUUCCACCAAUACCACACCGCGCCACCACAACAGUAGCAAAAACAGCACAUCAAAUACAGGCAACAACACAGCCACAACAACAUCGAACAAUCCGGGCAAAAUUCUAUCACCCCGCAAUGGCAAUGGGAAUGGCAAUGGAGCCGGCACCGGAGCCGGAGCGGGAGCGGGAAAUUUGAAAUCCAUAUCGAGUACAUUUAAAUCACAAGAUUCCAUACAGUGUCAUAUACCCACAUUGGUCAAGUCGCCAUCGAUAACCACACAACAACAGAAACAGUAUCACAAACAACAACUACAACAACAGCAACAACACCAGUCGAAUAGCAACUCCCAGUGUAGUGCCAGUAAUAACAGUAGUUUGAAGCAACAGCAACCCCUAUUGAUAACCCCAAAGCUCCAUCCGCACCAGCUGUCCGCCACCGGCGGUGGCAACAACAGCAAGAGCUCCUCGCUCGAGCCGCAUGCGAAUGGCAACGAGCUGCUCGGUGUGGUCGAUGGCAGCUGUAGCAGUAGCCCCCUAGCAUCAGUCGUCCCCGUCACUUGCAUGCCACCCUCCUCACAGUUUCGACCCAUUCCCCAUAAGUCUAUAAUGCCGACCCACGCCGAAAUGGCCGCCUCAGCCGGCCAGAGCACUCUCUUGAAUCCCUCGACAGCCCUGCUGUCGUCCAAGUUCUUUACAGCGCCCACGCUGCCCAAAUAGGAUACGGCCAAUGGGGGGAGUGAAUGUGGUGAUAAUAGUUUGAUGGGGUGCAGUAGCUUCGGCUACGACAGCGGCGAGAUAUCCUGCACCUACAUGGACCCCAUAGAUCAGACAUGAGAUUUAGCCUAUGGUGAGGUGUGUGGACCCGAGGGAGCGCAUUAGCAGCGACAACAACACCUCCACAUUAGCUCACCACCACCACCACCAACAACAACAAAACAAGAACAACAACAACAACAACAACCACCACACAACAACUAAAUCUUUAGUGAACGUUCGGGCGUGGUUGCUGCCAAGCCACACUAAAUAUAAAAACGAAAACGAAACCAAACCAAACCAAACCAUCAACCAACUCUGGACACUCUUCUCCCCCUCAUAUUCCAUAAUAUUCCACAUGCAGGGCUGGCAUUUUGCGAACGCUGCAUCCGCUGCAGCUGCAGGCCGAAUGCAAUUUAGUGCCAGGGGCUGGAGCCGCCGCCGGCACCGCUGGUGCCUUCCACCAUCAGCUCUCCAACGAGCCGGA
Scaptodrosophila lebanonensis is the source of this 6601-nucleotide messenger RNA. It is a transcript of the gene Dscam2, whose product is annotated as Down syndrome cell adhesion molecule-like protein Dscam2. Gene Ontology annotation, biological process: axon guidance; cell-cell adhesion. Gene Ontology annotation, cellular component: axon; plasma membrane. Bases 1 to 6078 code for a protein of 2025 amino acids. Gene Ontology annotation, molecular function: protein binding. The transcript has 20 exons. NCBI's taxonomy places the organism in Eukaryota, Metazoa, Arthropoda, Insecta, Diptera, Drosophilidae. The record is from RefSeq and is a predicted model, not a curated record.